Scylla paramamosain (green mud crab) is the source of this 1928-nucleotide messenger RNA. RefSeq names its product MTRF1L release factor glutamine methyltransferase-like (gene HemK1). NCBI's taxonomy places the organism in Eukaryota, Metazoa, Arthropoda, Malacostraca, Decapoda, Portunidae. The transcript is spliced from 10 exons. Gene Ontology annotation, molecular function: nucleic acid binding; protein methyltransferase activity. The record is from RefSeq and is a predicted model, not a curated record. Bases 1 to 1305 code for a protein of 434 amino acids. Gene Ontology annotation, cellular component: mitochondrion. Gene Ontology annotation, biological process: protein methylation.
AUGAAAUGUGGUAUGAUGGAAGCCGAGGGCACAGUGUACGGAUGUGAAUGCAAGGACUUGCAGAUGAGUGGGUCCCGCAGCAAAGUGUGCCAGAUGUGUGAUGUGGGAGAGGAUGAGACGGUGGAGCGUGUGGUACUAGAGUGCGAGAGAAUGAGGAUGGUUGCCAGAUUAGGAGUGAGGAGGGUGGUUGGCAGGUGUCACUCUUCCUUUCUCACUGGUCAUUUGAGGUACAGUAGCUCCACAAGCCUUAGUCUCACACCUCAGCCUCAGCAUCAUGACUUCCCCCACCCUCUGCUCUCUGGCCAGGCAGCAUCCAGGUGGCUGCUGCCAAGGGAAACAGUCAGGUGCCUUCACACAGGUGAAGGGAAUUGUGACCAGGUGACCUCUAGUACAGAAGGACAAGCCACCACUACCACCACUAGCUGUGAGUCCUGCGUGGUGAAGGAGGUGGUGGAGCACUGGACUCGGGAGCUUGCCACAGCGGAGGUCCCAGAGGGGGACCUUGCCGCCCAGCAUAUCAUGGCACACAUCCUGGGCAUCCACCGGAGUGAACUACAGAGGCCAGCCACAGCAGAGACGGAACUCAGCAAGGAACAGAUGGAGGAAGUGGACCGCCUCAUGACAUGCCGCAUUGCAAGGAUGCCACUGCAGUACAUCCUGGGCGAGUGGGACUUCCACCGCCUCACCCUCAAGGUGGCGCCACCCGUGUUCAUCCCACGGCCAGAGACGGAGGGGUUGGUGGAGCUGGCCAUUGAGGUCCUGAGGGAGAUGGAGUCACCGCGUGUGCUGGAGAUUGGCUGUGGGUCAGGAGCAAUCAGUCUGGCCCUGCUCAAUGCCCUCCCACAGGUGGAGUGUGUGGCAGUGGACCAGAGCAGACAUGCUGUGCGGUUGACGGAAAGCAACGCAGUGCAGCUUGGUCUGAAGGAGAGGUUGACGGUGGUUUUGGGGAAGGUGAACAAGGACACUCGGCCACCUCUGCCUCACUCCAGCUAUGACCUUGUGGUGUCCAACCCUCCCUACGUCCUCAGGAAAGACCUUAUGGGCCUCCAGCCAGAGAUCAUGAUGUAUGAGGACUUGAGAGCAUUGGAUGGGGGCAAGGAUGGCCUGGAGGUGAUCAAGGCGGUGCUGCUGCACGCUCAACACCUGUUGCUGCCAGGCCGGACGCUGCUGUUGGAGGUGGACUCCUGCCACCCUUACCUGUUGCCAGCCUGGCUGGAGAAGCAAGACCUUCACCUCAAGCUGCAGAAAGUCCACCAAGACUUCAACAACAAGGACAGGGUCAUGGAGUUUAUUAAGGAAAUAUAGAGCUCCUUUCAGUGUGUAGAUAUCUACCCAACAGCAAUAAAGAGUUAAAUAGAACAUUAAUCUUGGUGAGAGGCUGCUCUUCACAGGACAACUCACGUGCGAGGGAUGGUGUCUCCGGCCAGGUCUUCCAUCCCAUCAGCUGUGAUCACAAUGUCGUCCUCAAUCCUCACCCCGCCAAAGCCACGGAAACGAGCAAUGGCUUCAGGCACCAGGAACUGUGCCUGCUCAGGGUUGGCCAGUGCCUGGUCCAGCAGCUGUGGGGAAGUGGUUGCAGAGUUACUGGACUCAUGUACUAAGAGUCCUAGCAGUGCGCAGGGAACGGAAGCCAGCAGGUGUGGGGCGCGGCGGGUACUGCUCCAGGUAACCACCCACAUCAUGCACGUCCAGCCCCAACAAGUGACCCAGGCCAUGUGGCAUGAACACGGAGCCAAGGUUCACCUGCACCAAAGGAACCACGGUACAACAAUUACAAAUUGCAUCUCACACAAUUAGAUGGACCUUAAGAAUUCCUGGAGACACUCAGAAAAAGGAUAACGUGAAGAAUUGGAGACCAUAUGUACAUAAUGCCUGAAAUUCAACCACAUAGGAUAAAAGCAUUAUUGAAUAUAUUUUUUCUGCCUUAA